Molecule: messenger RNA, 6751 nt
Organism: Pseudoliparis swirei
Lineage: Eukaryota; Metazoa; Chordata; Actinopteri; Perciformes; Liparidae
Gene: lrmp
Product: lymphoid-restricted membrane protein
Exons: 39
Coding region: 1513-5889 (1458 amino acids)
Cellular component (GO): endoplasmic reticulum membrane
Source: RefSeq, a predicted model, not a curated record
ACAGAGGACAAAGUGACAUUAAAGGAAAAGGUGGACAUGCAACAUCGAGACAGAAACACUACCUUUACACAGAUGGAGAACAAUAACACAAAUAUAAUGUACCCUUUUAAAAAAUAAUUUAGUGUGCCUGCUGUGCAAAGCAUAACGGAGUUAUCUUUCAUCAGACUUAUUUUUUUUAAACCAACUUGUUGCCUGGUUUGUUUUGCAUUCUGUGAUGGGCCAGCAGGGGUCGCUGUGGGACUAGUUACUCGACUGCCUCCAGUAACAUACAGUCCACAGUGACCUGACAGCAUGCCAGCCACACAGUCACAUGACUGAGACGGAGACACACAGAAAGGAACUGGAGCUGUCUUUUUCAACAAGCCCAUUUAGAAGUCAAAGGUCAUGGUUAAUAAGUACAGAAAAGAAUUGCAUCACGUUCGCAUUGAGGGGGCUCAGAUCUUAGUCCGGCCUCUGCGUCACUCACUUGUCCCCGUGCCACCUUUGUGGCAUUGCAGUAACAGCAGAAGUAUUACAUGCCAUAUUUAUCUAGAACAAGUGGUGUCCUCUCUCACACUGAACGAGCUGAUCCUUUCACUGAAGAUACUCGUUUUCAUGUUAUCAUGUCCCACUUGGCUGGGAUUAGGCUCUUUAUCCCCUCGGUCCCAGUGCAGAAUGUUGGCCGUAAUCCCAGAUUGCAGUAGUGGAAAUUGUCGGGGCGACCACAGAACAACACUAUGAAGUGGUCUGGAAUUCACCUUUUUUUCCCCUUUCUGCUGCACUUCUUUUUCUUUUUGUCCAGGAUUAUGUUUUCAGUGUAACAUCAAAUGCCCAAAUGCAUAUGAAUAUACUCAUUUCAUUAUUUAAAAGUUCCUUCUUUUUUUUUACAAGUGUGUUUUCUCUGCUAAUGCUCGUCUCCAUUCUCCAGAGAAAAGACAACACCCAUCCUUGUGAAUGUGCGUCUGAGUGUCUGCACAUGUUCACCCUAAUCUCCACCUGAGCCUGCUGCAGGUCUGCUGCAUUCAGGGACACAAAACAAGCAAAGCUCCAGCUACUUAGCGUGAGCUGGGAAAGUGGAUUGCUGCUCCGAGAGGGAGUACAGGAGUGGACACGAGUUGUGUCCUUCCCUUUCAAAAAAUGGCGACAAUACAGACGUUAUUCUGUUUAAAGAGGAAAGAUAAAUUGAACUGCUUAGGGUGACAGCAAGUGGACUUCUCUUUCUUUUUUCUCUCUGGAAUAUCCAUUGGAUUAGUUGUCCAUGUGUCCCAAUAAGAACACUAUUGGGUGACUGUGGCGCUCGAGGCCUCGCAGCGCUGCUCCUGGCACCAUGAGGGUAAGAAGCAGUGACAAAUUUGUAAUUUGUGAAAUUGGGCUAUACAAAUAAACUGAAUUGAAUUGGAGCAUCUUCAAUGUGGAGCGACGCGGAGUUCUUUUGAGUUCCAGCAAGCCGAAGAAUCAUCAAGAUGUUGCAGCUGGAGCAGCGACUCGGGACUUCAGCCUCGCCUCUAGCGCUGCAGCCCUGCCGUCAGCAGCAUGGACUAUUGCACGCCGCAGUCCAGUCGACGCCACAACCCCGUGGACAGCAUCUGCCGCAAGCUCCAGACCAUUCAGUGGCGUGGUGACCGCAAGCCCAAUUCUCCGUUUCAGAUUCCCAAACUGUCGUCUAACAAUUACGACAGCCCACAGAGUGGCCUCCGGCACAACCUGGACACCAUCCUGAAGAAAGGGACCCUCCACAGAGAGCAGGUGGAACAGGUGAAGGGCAGAGGGAUGGGGACUUCGUCUUUCCAGAGGAGCAGCCUGGGUCCCUCUAUCCCUCCGCUCACCCCUUCCACCCCAGCGUGUAACCCCUCCACGCCAACUAACAUCGCAUACACCAUCACUAGCAGUCUCGGCGAGAGGAGAAGUGCUGAUGGGAGUGAUUUAAUACCAGUUGAGACAUGGCGGGGGGAUUGCUCGACGCCAAUGGGUCCGGCCAAAGACGCCCCUUACUUUACGUUCACGAGAGGAUCCCGGUCGGGGAAGCCCGAGAACGAGAGGCCGAGCAGCACGACGCCUCUGAGUCGUACGUUCACCCCAAACCACGGCAACCUCUCCUACAACCUCAACUUCUGCUCAGUGGACAAGGGGAACUCGACGGAGUGCGAGCUGUCCUACCCAGCGCUGGUUGUGAAAAGACUGUCUAUGGGAGAUGGAGUAGCCUCCGAAAACAGGAAGGAAAGUAUGGCAGAGAUGAGCCUAAUCUCUGAGGAGAAUCUGCUCGAUACCAUCUUCCAUGCCUGCGACACCAAGCGCCGAGGUCGAGUGUACGUGUCUCACAUCGUGGACUACCUGCGGCACACCACCAGUCGCAGCUCAGAAGACAGCGGACUGGAGGACCUUUGCAACAUGCUCGAUCCAGAACGCGAAGACGUCUCCAUUGACCUGGAUACGUACCACGCCGUCAUGAAGGAGUGGAUCGAUGACUGCCGCAACAACGGGGAAGAGACAACGGAUGACAUCAUUCAGGACUCAGUCAAACUCAGGGACAGCCUGUCUGCCAAGAGAUCCAUGCUGCUCAAUAUGACCUCAGGAAGCUUAGAGGCCUUUGGAGGGGAGGCAUCCAGAGCAGAAUUUGAGACGUCAGAGCUGGUGAAUUGUGUUGCUGACCUUCAGAUGAACAACCAAAAGCUCCUGGAGGAGGUGAGGAAGCUGAAGCAGGCGGUGGAGGGCAUGGAGGAAGGCAACCAGAAGCUGGCAGAGGAGAAUGAGGAGCUACGCAAUCAGGCCAGGGUUAACCAGCAGCUGGCCCAGAAGGAGAAGAUGCUGAAGGAGGAGGUGGAAGAGAUGAAGGCCACUCUGUGCUGUACGGAGGAAGGCAGAGCUCGUGCCUCGGCACACUGCAAACAUGCGGAAAGGGAGAGCAAGAGUCUUAUUGCCGAGAUUGCGUCUCUUCAAGAAGAGAACUUCAAGGUCGCCAUGGAGACAGACGAGCUUCAGAGGAAGAUAACUGAGCUGUGUGACAUUAACACUGACCUUCAGGUGCAAAUUCACUCUUUGGACGCCGUCGUUGGUGAAAAGGAAACUGGGCUACAAGAGAAGAGACAACAAAUAAAUGAGCUGAAGUCCACAGUGGAGGAAUACUCCUUCAUCACAGAGCUUCUGAGGGCAGACAAGAGAAAGCUGGAGAACCAGAUGCGGAUGAUUCAACCGUACCUGUCUGGGGCCGGCCUGUCAGUGGCCUACAGGUUGAACCUCAGCAGCUCUGGAUCCCUCCAGACAGAAUUGGCUUUGGCACAGUCGCCACUGGAGGCUUCCCUUGUAGUUGACCAUGUGUCUAAUACUAUGAGCUGCAUCUCCCUGUUGGAUGAGACGCUGGACAGGGAAGUGUUGCUGAUGCUGCAGGGACCCAACCCUGACCACAUGGCGCUGCAGUUCAAGAACCUCAUACAUGCACUGAAAAAGGAUUUCAUAGAAGAAACCAACUCCGUCUUGUCUACAGCCAGAGGUUGGCUGGAAGGCAACACAGACGCCAGUCUGCAGACGGUGCAGGCCGAGCUGGACGCGAGAAGGGCCGACUGGGCCCUCAGCCUAGACCAGCUGGCCCAGUACACGGACUCACUGGAGAAGGAGCUGAUCAAAAUGGCCAGUAACAUGAGGAGGUCCCGCACCGAGAUCCUGCACCUUUCAGUCAGGGUGCAGGAGCAGGAGAACCAGAAGCGGCAGCUGAGCGAGGAGCUGGAACAGCUGAAGGCGCCUCAGGACAACCGAGAGGCCUCAUGCCAGACACCUCUACCAGAGGAAGAGCCUGGUGAUGACUUGUACUGGGACGAGGAAUUUGACCUUCAAGACCCCUUGAAGAACGAGUUAAAAGAGAGGAAUUGCAAAGAAAAUGGCGGGCGAACGGACAGAGACCAGGACGUGGUGGAGAAGUGGACGGUGGUGGACACGUCCACUCCUCUGUCUGCCCUCUCUGGGGAGGCCCAACCUGGCCAGUGUGCAACAGGAGGGGAUCAAGACACUGCAGCCUGCACAGAGCCAGAGGUGAGAUCUCAAUCUUUGCAGGAGCCAGCAGUGCCAUUGAGCACCCACUCACAAGCUGUCAGCAUUCGACAGCCAGAGGCGGAUGCUCUCUCUGAUAUUCUCCACUCAGAGAACAGCGGAACUCCAGAGUCUCCCUCCUGUGGUCAAACCCAAAAUCUGAGCAAGUCAUCUGAACAGGACCAAACGGUCUCACUUGGUAACACCCCUCCCACAGCAUCCCAGAUGGUUCCUCCUAGCAGCACAUCACCUGGACGAGAUGGGACUAUUACACACACUGGGAGCACCCAGCCGACCAGUGAGCAGCACCACGGGGGAGAAGAAGAGAAAGAGGGCGGGGUGGACCCGAGCACAGCCGCCAUGAGUCGUACUAAGAGCCCGAGCCGGGACCAGUCGGCCGACCGAUCAGCAGCGGAGGACGGCACGUGUGUGCUACCCGUGUUGGUGGAAGAGGAGGAGAGUACAGCCGAGGUGCCAACAGUAGCCGUCACCAUGGAAGGGACGGAGCAGCUCACCAGCAGCGCAGCGACCACCCCAACUCGGUCAGGAUCGACUGUCACACAGGCCAACCAAUCGGGGAGCGGCUUGGGCAGCGUGACCUCUGACCCCAGCCAAUCGGAGGACAGUGCAGCCAAAAAGGACUCCGUCCCCGUAUCUGGCAAAAAUAAGAGGGAACUGGAGCAGUCGGGCAGCAUGGAGGGCAUCGAGGAGCCCAAGGCCCCGGAGGACCAAAGUGAGACCAGCGUGGCCACUGACAAGGAACCUAAGACGUCCGUAAACUCCGACACUGGUGUCACCUCCAAAGAGGACAGUAAGAGCCUGUUGCCUAAUGACAAGGAGACCGAGGCGGAGUUCCAGCGUCUGGCGUUGGGCUUCAAGUGCGACAUGUUCACCUUGGAGAAGAGACUCCGGCUGGAGGAGAGGUCACGUGACCUGGCUGAGGAAAAUGUCCGCAAGGAGGUGUCCAGCUGUCAGGGCUUACUGCAGGCUCUGACUCCUCUGUGUGAUGACAGCCAGUCAAUGGAGAUCAUCCAGAGGCUCGAGAAGAACCUGGAGAUCCUCAUCCAGUCCAUGGCCAGGGUGUCCAGUCGCUCCGAGAUGCUCGGCGCUAUUCACCAGGAGAGUCGUAUUGGUAAGGCUGUGGAGGUGAUGAUCCUGCAUGUGGAGAACCUGAGGAGGAUGUACACCAAGGAGCACGCCGAGCUGCUGGAGCUGCGAGAGGCGCUGGUGCAGAACGAGAGGUCGUUUGGAUCACAGACGGAAAGAGAUGAUUUCCGUGGCAAGAAGCAGACAACGCAGUACUACAAGCAGUCGUCCACCCGGCGGGUCAGCAUAGCGGCGAUCCCCCGCUCCGGUGGAGCCAACAUGCAGUUCGACAUGACCAAAGCACAAGAUGGCUCCGAGGCGGAAACGGAGAGACUGACCAGGCGCUCCCCGUGGACGCCCUGCAACACCGACUGCCAGUGGCAGGACCGGCCGAAGGACGAGCCGGCGGCAGAGAAGAGGAGGUCCAGUCUCAGUGAGCUGGGCAGCAAGCUCACCUCCCUCCUAUUGCCCCUCAAGACGAGUCGGGAUGAGCUGUUUAUAACGCUUCCGAGCCCCCCCAACAGCCCCAUGGCCACAGACCCCGGAAUGAUCCCGUCUCUUCCCCACAGCCUGACCUCUUCCUGGGCCGCUGCAACUGCACCGGGAGCCAAAGGUGGCCGAGGCGUCUGGCUUUGGUUGGCGAUGGUGGUGGUGCUAGCAGGUCUCUUGGCUCUGCUGGCCAGCCUGGCCAUGCAGCCAGCGGUCGAUGCGGCCCCUGUGGGGACCGGGGACUCCUGGAUGACCAUCCAGCAGAUGCUGUGGCCCUACACGGGGCUCCGGCAUCACGGACAGCCCCCCGUCUAGCCCCCGAGACCCAGGCUGCGUGGUGUCAUCGGCUCUCUGCAGAAAUGAUCCGUGCGUGAUGAAAGUGUACAACUGCUGGGCGGAGCUGCUGGGAUCUUUACUGGUGCCUGAAGAGUCUGUAAACAAGAUUUGCAUUGACGGCAGCACAGGCCAAGCCUCAGGGGAGAGUUAACCCUUUGAUGAAUGUUAUGCAUCACAUCACGUUUGCUAAAUUAGUCUUUGUGUGUGUGUGUGUGUGUGUGUGUGUGUGUGUGUGUGUGUGUGUGUGUGUGUGUGUGUGUGUGUGUGUGUGUGUGUGUGUGUGUGUGUGUGUGUGUGUGUGUGUGUGUGUGUGUGUCUGCGUUUUUAAAAGCAGUUGCGCGCGGUGCAAACCAAUGUCCUUUAACAAGCUGCUCAACGGCCUCAACACAUUAUGACGCAGCCUUGAUCAUCAGAGCUGGUACAACGUUGACCAAUCAUGUCGCUCCAGCAUCAGAAGAAGGCCCUCGUGGACGAUGGCGCUUUAGAUACUUUUUAUUGACUUGAGGAAACGGGACUUAACGCCUUUUUAAUGGAAUGUUGCCGAGAAUAUUUUAUAACUUCAGUCUAUGAACACUGGUAAUUAAACUUUCAUUCUAAGUGUUUAAAACAAUUUUGAAGUCUAUAUUUAUGAGUUUGUUAGAUUUGAGUGAGGAUUUAUGAAUAUAUUUUUAUUUAAGUUAUACUUCGACAUUGUCCCAGUCUUAACACCAAAGGUUUCGUAUCUCUUUUUUUCACUUUACGUUUUAUGCUGUGGUUGUCACCGUUUUCAACUUCAUUUUGUAUGUUCCAAAGAAGAUGCUUGGAACUUUGCACAAAUAAAGUAGCCUAUCCUAAAAUAGAA